UUGUGCAGAAGUUUUUCCGAGAUACGCAACUACUUCGAUCGAGAACGAGACCUACUUGCUGCGGCUGCCCGUGCAAAUUCAGGGGAGAGCGAACUGUCGCGCGAGGAUAUUUUGUUCAACGAGAUUUUUACCUAUUUCAAAGAGAGGGCCGUCUUGGUGUGGUUGUUACGACGAAUUCGAGAUGCAGAGCAGGGCAGCGCCAGAAACAGUAACGCUGCUGCGGGUAACGUGAAUGCAAAUCUUCAGUCGACAAGCUCUAGUACAAGGACGCUGCUCGAGAACGGCCACGCCAUGCGACUGUUGGGCGAAAAAGGAGCAGAACGCUUAGACAAGCAACGCGCACCAGCUGCUCGUCUGGCGAUACUGGAUUCGGAGAUCAAGACUGGAAGCACCAGAAGCAACCAUCACAACAAUGCACAAGUUACCUGCGGCGCUGCCGAACCGGAACCAGCAGCGGGAGCAGGUUUUGCACAAGUAAAGAAACACCAAGAGCCGGACUCGCCACGACUAUUAGACGACCGCUCCAAGAUCAUGAUCAAGAAAGAACAGGAAAACCCUGGCAACGACCCAUCCGCGUCCCUGUCCAGGCAGGGCGGUUCCAGUCAGCACCAGCCAGCAGCGAAUCCUGGUCCUGAUUUUGAAAAAAGCGGAAAAACUAGCAUCAAGCAAGAGAAAAGAUCAUCGGCGUCACCCAUGGUUAGCGAAACUCCUAUUUUGAAAGCUGAGUCUCUUGAUUCUCCCGACGUUCAAUUCAAGGCAGAAGUGCCCCCUCCUGAAAACGUGACGAUUGAAAGAUCCAUCAAGCGGGACCCAGAGCUGAUCACCACGAGUUCGGCCGGAGAGCGAGAGAAGUGCGCUUCCACGACCCGAAUCAAGUGCGCGCCCACCUCACCCGGGGCCGCUGGUCGUCGCUGCAGCCGGGUCAACUGCGAGCCUGAAUGCACGAGCAAGCGCGAUCCUGUGCGCAUUAAGAAAGAGCCCACUUCACCAACGUCGCCGGAAUCACCCCGGUUUCGGGUCAAGCAAGGUCUCAUCUUCCCCAAUACUUGCGAGGAGGCAGGAACAUUGCGCGCCAAGAAGGAGCAGCACUCGCCUUCCACUAAAACGCAGUCAGAACGUAUCGGCUUUUUGGGUCGUCCACUGCAACAAGUAAAGCGGGAAGCUGCACCCGUUUCCGUGAAUAGGUCUGCGAACAAUGCGACAUGCGAAACACAACAAAACGCAGGGGGGCAUUUGGUUGGUGACGAGAAAAGCA
This is a messenger RNA of Amoebophrya sp. A120, 1255 nucleotides long. Lineage: Eukaryota; Dinophyceae; Syndiniales; Amoebophryaceae. The record is from the annotation of a GenBank genome assembly.